Messenger RNA from Leptidea sinapis, 8842 nucleotides. RefSeq names its product remodeling and spacing factor 1. Bases 207 to 6890 code for a protein of 2227 amino acids. Gene Ontology annotation, cellular component: RSF complex. The transcript is spliced from 25 exons. NCBI's taxonomy places the organism in Eukaryota, Metazoa, Arthropoda, Insecta, Lepidoptera, Pieridae. Gene Ontology annotation, biological process: regulation of DNA-templated transcription. The record is from RefSeq and is a predicted model, not a curated record.
CGUGAGUAUCACUUCGAGGAUGGCAGAUGGCUGUCAAUAAGUUUUAUUUCAUUAUUUUGGAAAAGGAAAGAAAUCAAAUAACGCAAAUGUAAUGACAUUUUUAUGAAUCAUGUAUACGUUUUGUAGUAUUGUAAUAGUUCUGAGAGAUCAUAUAUCGCGUCGGUAGUGAAUAUCGUCUAAAUAUGUUAAAUAAAAAGAUACAAUAAAUGUCGACGAUGGCGUCUGAUGGAGAAACUUCGUGUACUAAUGAUCCUAAUUUUGCUGCUAUCUAUUCGUUCUUAAAAGUUUUUGGAAAGUUAUAUGGUUUAGAAAUACCUACUAUAUCUAUAUUACAGGAAUGGAUAGAAAAUUCACAAGAAGUAUUGGAGCCAUUGCGAGAGCUACACUUACGAUUAUUACGUCGCGCUCUUAAAUCGGCGCAGAGCAAUCGCUGGGAAAAAUGUUUAAUAAAAUUCUGUCAUCAACAAACAUUUCAUCAAGAAGCUUGGGAAAUUGAAAGAUUUUCUUACAAGAAAGCCAGUACUCAAGUUAAAUUGAAGGUUUUAAAAUUAUUAUUAGAAUAUCAGUUCACCUGUCAUCCCAAGUUCAAGAAUGCAGUAAAUAACUUAUCAAGCAAAGACCUGAGGUUAAAUCCCAUCGGCAGGGAUAAAAAUAGUUGCUUGUAUUGGCUUCAGGUUGACCAUGAGGCAAAUUUGUGUCUGUUCAAAGAAGAUCAAGAUGAGGAGACGUGGCAUCUUGUAGCUAGGAAUAGAGAUGAGCUUGUUAAAGUAAUAGCACAAUUGAAGGCAGGGGAAGCAACCACACCUGUUGUCACAAGUACAAACAAUAUUUUAAAUAGUGAUGAUUCCAGUGGAAAUGAGGUGCAGAAGAUAGGAAAACCAGCAAAAACAUCAGAAGAUGAAGAGGAGUUUUUAAGUCCAGAAUCCGAAACGGAUCACGAAAGUGAUGGGUCAAAUGAAAAACAAAACAGACCAUCUGAAGUACAAGUAGAAACAGAAAAAGAAGAAAAAAAAGAGAAUGUAAAUAAUGUAGAUAAUAAAGUUACUGAUGUAAAUACUAGUGAUAGUGAAAACUCAAUUGAAAAACAAACAACUGAGGUUGUCAAGGCAGAAGACUUGAUGGUAGCAAAUGAAAAGGGCUUAGACCAGAAUAAAGACAAUAGAAAAAAGAAAUCUAGUUGUCAUAACUCCGAAGAUAGUGAAGAUGGUCAAUCUGUUAGUGAAGCUAUUGAAGAACCUGUUAUGAUGGUAACUGGAGAGGGAAAUGGUGCUGAUUGUGAAAGUUACUAUUUUGGUGAAGAAAUAUGUGAGCCAGUUAUGUAUAUAUUUGGUGAAGGAUCCGGUUAUGAUAACUGCACAGGUAAUCCAGAAGGUGCAGAAAAAUCCCAUAGUGAUGAUAAAUCUGAGGACGAAGAUCCAACUGACGAAUGGAACGGUGAUAGUAGUGAAGUAUCAAUUUCAAACAAACUUAAAUUAAGAAGAAGUGCAAAAUCAGUGUCCGUAGCUAAGAGAUCAUUAAAAAAGCAAUCAGAUACAACAGAACUACUUAAAAUAGAAUCAAAAAAGCAAUGUAAAAGAGAUAUAAAUAAAUCAAAGGACUCAGAUACAGUCAAUAACAAGGAUGAAGCUGAUAGUGAUACAGUAGAAAAUUGCGCAAAGGAUAAUGUAAAUAAAUCUAGAAAGAAAAAAAUUAAGAGUAAAGUGAAGAAGAAAAAGUUAUUAAGAAGUUUUAAAAAGAAAGAUGAUAAUAAUUUAAAUUGCACAACAGAAAAUGAUAAGUGUCAGAAUGGAAAAACCAGUAUUAUAGAAAAGCGUAAAAGUAGUCUCUCAUCAGACCAAGAUGAAGAAAGAACUACAAAUAAAAAAAAUAUUUCUUAUGUAGAAUCUAAAGUAGAAGAGCCUUUACCUUCAAAAAAGUUACGCUUAGAAACAUCACAAGACUUAGAUGAUGUAUCACAUUCCAAAGAAACAGUUGAUCCUUUAGAUUGUAAGAACGAUGUUAGUAAUGAUAAUAUUGAAAAUAAGGAUUUGAACACUGACAAAAACUAUGAUUCCAUAUCCAAUAGAAAGAAAAUCAGAGCUAAGAAAGGAAAAUUUAAGAGUCGAAAGUUUAGUAGAGUUAAUGAAUCUAAAGGCAAAGCAAGUGACAUAAAGAAAAGUGGCAAAUCCUUAAAGAGAUCCCUAUUAAAUGUUACAUUAAUUGAUAAAAAUAAAUCAGAAUCUCAUAGUGAAAGUGAGGAAGAUGAACCUGCAAAGAGUGGCAAACGGUUAAAAAUUAAGCCUAAGGUGAUCAUGAAAUCAACAAGAAAGAAAGUGGAAGCAAAAUUAAUGACAAAAUGUUCAAGUGAAUCUGAGGAGGAGACAUUACUCACUUUAGCAAGCAAAAAAACACUAAAAAAAUUGAAAAAGAAGACCAAGAGUGACAAAAAUAAAAGUGACAAAAAUAAGAGUGAAAAGUUAGUAGAUGAGGACGGGUCCAGAGUGAGACAGUCGAGGAGGAUAGCACAGAUGAAGAUCAAGGAGGAGGCCGAUAGGCGUCACUUAGAAGAGGUGGCCUUGAGGGAGUUAAAAAUGAUACAUAAGAAAAAGAAUAAGGACGAAGAAGAAUGGCGCGCCAGCGGCACUAGCUCGGAGUCGGAUCGGAAGAGUCGAGCGAAGAAACACAACAAGUGGCGCUCGUGUGACUCAACUGGACCCGAGCAGGACUCUGAGUCGGAGGAGCCGCUGUUUGAACAUGAUGAGCCGGAGAUUGAUUACAAUAAAUCUGACCACGAGUUCUCACCGGAGUCUGACCUCGAGAGUGGUGAAUGUGAGGAACCUGUAAAGAAAGCAAGGACCAUGAUAGAAGCUGGCCGGGAGGGUGUCUGCAAGCGCUGCGGCAGCGGGGAGCAGCCCGAGUGGAUCCUGGUGUGUGAGCGAUGCGAGGCGGGAUACCACGCCAGCUGUCUGACACCCGUGCUCCUGAUGGUGCCUCCCGCGGCCUGGUACUGUCCGCCCUGCGACCACGAGUCAUUGAUAUCCGCGCUGGAGUCAGAGUUAGGCAAAUAUGACGAGCUUGUGAUAAAACUGGAAGAGGAACGCGUCAGGAAAGCGCAGGAACAAAUCGAGCAGACUGAAAAGGCGAAAGAGACAGAAGAAGAAAACACUGAAAAGAGAGAGGAGAAACAGUCAAACGGAGAUUCGUCGGAAGAUAAUUCUGAAGACAGCAGCGAGUGGUCGUCUUCGUCGUCCGACGGCGCCGUGUACCGGCUGCGGGCUCGCAGGCAGCUGCCUGUCUCGUACCGGGACACGGAGUACGACCGGCUCAUGUCGUCUGCCAUCAAAGAGGAAUAUGUAGAGCCGACAACAAGUGCUGGAAACCAGGGCCGGGGCAAAGAUAUCUCCACCAUUAUCGAAGCUGCAGAGGAAGAAAAGAUGAAAGCGGAAAGAGAAGCUAUUGAACAGGGUAAAGUGGUGGAGGUGAGAAAAACGAAACGAGUGGCGCGACGGAAGCCCAGGAAACUUAAUUCACUGGAGAUACCUUCGGAAGAUGACGAGACCGAUGAAGACUUUAGAGAUAUAGGGGCCGAGUCGUCGUCGGAGGAGAUAUCGUCGGCCAGUACGUCGGGCUCCGUGCCUCUGGCUCGCUCGCAGCGGGAGCAUCGCGAAAGAAAAAGCCUGGCUGAAUCAUCGCCCGAAGGGAGGAAGAAAAAGAAGGGAGUGUUUGCGGAGACUUCCAGCGACUCACCUGAUACUAAAGAGUGGUCAAACAAAAGCAAGAAAAAAUCGCGGUCGUCACACAGACGAGGCAAGUCGAGGAAGUCCCGGAAAAGUGGGCUCAGUCAAUAUGACGCGGCCGGGAACGUUGUGCGAGCUCGGGUCACGUACGGAGGACUGAGUGACGAGCCCAACGACUGGUCGCCCAAACACCGCACGCGGCACAGGACUAUCAACUACACGGAGAUGCCCAACACGGAGUCCGAAGACGAGAUGCACAAGUCCAGCGGCAAGCACAUGGCCGACAGCUCGGACGAGUUCAAGAUAUCGUCGGACGACAGCUCGGGCUCCGCGCCGCCCGAGCGACCCGGCGGCGACCAGCGGCGCACCAUCAGCGACCUGAUCAAGAAGACGGCCGUGGUGCCGCUCGAGAAGCUGCCCGAAGACGUCACCAGAGCCAAGACGGAGGCCUUGCAAGCUGCCUUAGAGCGGCAGGCGGCGCAGAAUGCGAGAACCCCGCGGGGCCGCGGCAUCCGGGGGAGGGGAAGCAGAGGCGGGGGCCGCGGACGAGGAGGUCGCAAUAGCGGGGGACCGAGCGGGGCGAGCGCGGGGCCCGAGGACGCGCUCGCUAAACUGGUGGGGGUGAAGAUUAAAGAACUGAGACCUGAUUGCGCACCGCUAAGACCAAAUCAGGUGGAACGUGACAGGAAGCGUCAAGAACGCGAGGCAAAACAAGCAGAGAAAGAAGCGAGAAGAUUAGAACGACUGCAGAAGAAGGAAGAGAAAGAGAAAAUGAAGGAGCAAAAGGCGAAAGAGAGGGAAGAGAAGCGACUGGCGAAGUUGGCGCAACAGGAGAACAAGCGAGUCAAGAAAGAGUUCAGCUACGUGCAGCCCCAGCAUCAGGAAAUAAUGGGCCAAGGUCGACCAGUGGAGCGAUUCCAGCCUCAACAGCCAAGGUUACAGGUCCGGCCCGAGCUGCGCGGCAUGGCGGCGGGCGCCGACGAGCGCGUCAUAGCGCAGCGGCACCAGCACCACCACCUCAUGAGGGAAGGCACGUUGUCUGUGGCCGGCUCCCCGCAGCCUUUCAAGCCGGUAUCGGAAGAGCCCAGCGUCAUCACUCGCAUGCCGCACAUGCUCAACCAACAAUACAGGGGACAGAUGAUGUACCCCCCCCGCCCGACGUACGGGGCGGGCUCCCCGUACCCCCCCUCCCCGCGCCCCCCGCCCGCCCCCUACCCGCAGUACUACUUCCCGCGCGCGCCGCCCGCCUACCGCGCGCCCCUCCCCCCGCGCCCCCUGUUCCAAGCCGCCAUGUCCGAUCCCGGCUCGUCGCCUCACCUGCUGGUCCGCGGUCCGUCGCCCACCGCCGCGAGACCCGCGCCGCCUGCCGGCAGUCCGCAUCAAGCCUCCCCCGAUGAAGCCUCGGUCAGAAUCAAAGCGGAAGUGAAAACUGAACCGGAAUAUAAUUCUCCUCCAGCGUCACCCACGCGACGACCCUCUUCGCCGGAACAGCCGCGGAAUAGGAUAAAACGCACCGAAAACAAAGACGGUCGGAGGCAUCCACUGGGUCCUUAUGCUCCUCAGUAUGGUCCUUAUGGGCCUUACGCGCCCCCCGCGUCGCAGGGCCAAGAAAUUCCCAUUAACCAUCCUCUCCAACGCAUGCCCAUGCCGUAUCACGCACCGAAUGAAUUCAAGCGCCACAGUCCGUCGCGUGAAAAUUACGAGCGCGACAGACCGAUCCCUCCCGAGGGGCGGCCGCCGAAUAGGUUACCCGAGCCCAUCGGACCCGAGAGAUUGAAGCCGGACAUGAACCGACCGCCCGAGACCUCCAUCCUUCACGACAUGAUCCGAGCUCCGCUGCGACCCAUCCUUUCUGACAUGCUGCGACACGAUCGACCCGUUACCUCUACCGAUAUGCGAUGCCCUCCGAAUAGACAUUCGCAGCCUUUCUACCGACCCACCCUCGACAGAAACAUGCACGAAAUGCUGCGGGCUCCCGGUCCGGAGAGACACGAAAUGCACCGGGCGCCCGGGCCAGAGAGACACGAAAUGCUCCGAGCGCCCGGGCCAGAGAGACAUGAAAUGCUUCGGUGCCCCGGUCCAGACAGAAUCGAAAUGCUCAGAGCUCCCGCACCAGAAAGCCACGAAAUACUUCGGGCUCCCAGACCAGAGAGACUUGAAACGAUUCGGGCAACAGUACCAGAAGGACACGAAAUGCUUCGGGGUACUGGCCCAGAAAGACACGAAAUGCUUCAGGCUCCCCGCCCACCGAGACUGGAGAUGUUACGCGGAGCCGGACCAGGAAACCAUGAAAUGCUUAGGGGCCCUACACCAUAUAGAAACGAUAUGCUACGAGGCCCCGGACCAAAUAACAAUGAAAUGCUACGGACUCCCGGACCAGAGAGACACGAAAUGCUACGAAGUGCAGGACUAGAAAACAAUGAGAUGCUUCGGGCAUCUGGACCAGAAAAUAAUGAAAUAAUUCGGGCCCCCGGAACAGAGCCCAACGAAAGUCUACGAGGCGCCAGACCAGAAAAGCAUGAUACACUCGGGGCUGCCAGACCAGAGAGAAACGAAAUUCUACCAGGUGCUGGACCAGAAAACCAUGAAAUUCUUCGGGCACCGGAAAGAAACGAAAUACUACGAGGCGCUAGGUCAGACAACCAUGACUUGCAUAGGGCUCCCAGACCCGAGAGACACGAAAUGAUCCGAGCUUCUGGAAUGGAGCGGCACGAAAUGAUCCGUGUUCCCGCACCGGAGAGACACGAUAUGGGACCCGUGAUGCCGGAUAUGAGAGUCGCCGACCUCUCUCACUACCCGUACAUGCGGCCACAGAUCCGGUACUCCAUGCCCGUCCGACACCUUCAGUCGGAGCGGUUCGUGUACGAUGUGAACAGAAUGGAGAAACCAAUGCAUGCUAUGCGAGACUCGGUUCUGAUGAAGCCACCAUCGCCCGGCGCUCCCGGACCGGUGACGGUUCGGCCGGUCGAGUCACCGAAGGCCCCGGAGCCGCCUCCGUCACCGCCGGAUAUAAAGCCUCAGAUACAGGACGAUCAUGUAAAUAAUGACGUCGAGCUCAAGCUGAGUAAUCUGAAGAUGGAAGAACCGGCGGACAGUCGGCGGGGGGAGGAGGGCGGCGUGUUCGGUGGCCUGGUCAGCUACUUCUCUAGCCAGCGAGAGGACGACCUGGUGUAGUGACGGGAGACAGACCGGACGCAGUCGCGACGAUGAAGACAAGCUCGUUCGAACAAAGUGUUUCCUUUCACGUUAAGUUUGAAGCUCUGUAUGGAUAAUAUUAACAUAAACUAAUAUAUUUCACCAGUGGCUUCUUUGUUCAAGAAGCUGUUCAGAUAACGCGUACCGCAGAAGUGCCUUUUUUUUGCCGUCACACAUAUAGUUCAAUUAAUGGGCUACUGGGACUAAACCUCUGUAUGUCAGAAUUGUAGGUUAAAAUUGUAGGUCGAAAAAAGUGGCCAAGUAAGAUUGCUUACUGUCAGGUGUUAUCGUAGUCGAGUUAUGUCUUGUUAUCAUAAAGAAACCAUAAAAUUUAUUGAAUUAGGCGUUACUUUGCGGAAAUCCAUAACUAUCCAAAUGUUUUAAGUUUUCUUUAGUGUUAAUUCCGCAAAUAUUUUUCAGUUUCAGGACAUGUUGACUCGCCAAACUCUGGCACGAGACUGAAUUAAAUGAGCCGAAAGCCGCUCUUUUAUACCCUCGUCCCAUGAAAUGAUGCCCUGUGAUUGGUCGGCUGAUGUGACGUAUUUCCCCCCGGAAGAGAUACGUAACAAUGGUGAAGGGACCAAAUUUGUUGGUUCAUUCAACAAUGUAAACAUGUUAUUGUUGUGUUUUAUUAUUUCUAAUUGCUUUAACACAUUCAAGCGACAUCCUUUUUCACAUGUAUGUGAAAUAUUAAAAUUAUUAUUGUUGCCUAGUGAGUGACCGGUGUCAAUUAAAUGUUUCGCGAAGUGUGAUUUUUCGGGAUGAUUAUUUCUAAAUGCAGAAUGUUCCGCACAUACAUGUGAAAAAGGAUUUCUCUUGAAUGUGUAAGAGCAAUUAGUAAUAAUAAAACACAAAAAUAACAUGUUUACAUUGUUGAAUGAACAAACAAAUUUGGUCCCUUCACCAUUGUAACGUUUCUCUUCCGGGUGUAAUACGUCACAACAAUCACAGCGCGUCAUUUCAUGGAUCGAGGGUAUAAAAUAGCUGUCUUCGGCUCAUUUAAUUCAGUCUCGUGCCAGAGUUUGGCGAGUCAACAUGUCCUGAAGAUGCCUCGUGUAGAGGCGAAACACGUGUCGAAUUGUUUAAAGAAAAAUAAACUUUUUUACAUUUGCAUAUCGGAGGCCAUCGUCCAAUUCGCCAUUUUUUACAUUUAUUAUUAUAACGGCAAUUUGUACUCACAUUUAUCUCAUAAUUUUAUCUGUUGCGGUUUAUGAGAUGCAGUCUGACGGACGGACUCUAAGUUGAAAUUUCACUUAAGCCUUAUUACUUUAUUUACACAUGACUUAACCUUAAAUCUGAACCUAGAUAUUAUUCUUUAAACUCCUAUGUAAGUGCAAUGCAAUACGCUUCCAGUAAUUGUACUAAAUUAGAUCCAGUGUUAGCAACACGAAAUCUCAAGGAAACCUUUUGCGAAACGAACUUUACUGAUAAAGUAAUGCGACUCAUAUAACGCUUUAGCAUUUUUAAGAAUUAAUGAAGUAAAUAGUUAAGAUAUAACGCGGUUAAAUAUAUUGACUAUAUUGUAUGUAUCACAAAGUUUUAUAUAGGAAUAAUUGUUGCCGAGAAAUACAUAAUACAUAGAAAACUGACUGAAGCAAGAUUGGAUAUUUUCAUGGUUGUGUCGCUUUAUUUAACCGCGAAAUAUCUGUGCACAUGUACAUAUAAUAUAUAGAUAAUAUUAACGGAUAAUGUAUUUAUAAUCCGGCGCGUAGGCCGUUAGCGUACCCAUGAUGUAUAAUAUAAUGAAAUACAAUUUAAAUUUACAACAAUCUCGGUCUCGAAUGAGAAACUGUGUAUUAUUAUUUUUGUUUAUUGUUAAGUGAGAUUUAUUUAUAUAGAUAUAGAUCGACGAGUACUUACUUACUCUAUACUCAGAAUACGAAUUUUAUUACAGAGGUAUUUCUUUUUGCAAAAUAAAUGUUUUCUCCUAA